Dovyalis caffra is the source of this 825-nucleotide messenger RNA. The record is from the annotation of a GenBank genome assembly. Lineage: Eukaryota; Viridiplantae; Streptophyta; Magnoliopsida; Malpighiales; Salicaceae.
AUGGAUCCCACUCUCAAAAACAAAAAGCACCCCAAACCCGCAAAUCCAGAUCCCAUUAUACCCUCUUCCAAACCGUUUUACAUGUCCAAAACAACCCAAAAAUCCACCAAGCACCCACCAUCUAAUUGCAAAGAUAUCCACUUGCAAGCCAAAGCCAUGACUGUCUCUGCUGAUUUUGGUGCUUCUAGGUUCUCAAUCAUCAAACCGAAACAUCAGCAACAGCCCAAGAAGAAGACUGUUGAAGCGAGAGAAGUGGAAAAAUCGGAGAGCAAAACAGCAACUGCAAAGGAAGAUGUUCAUAAGGUCAAGAAAUUGUCAUCUAAAGAUCAGUUGCAGCAGCAGCUGGAGAACAGGAAGAAAGUUGAAGAAUUUGUAGGAGCGAAUGAAAACAAAGCCAAGGAAAUAGUGACUUGUACAGUGAAGGAUGGUGACCUACUUGAAUGGAAUGAUAUGAAUAAGAGGAUGUCAUCAGUUUCAUUAAUAGAAAGGAGGAGAUCCUUUUGUGGGUCACAAGCAGAGCUAGCAGAUUUUCUUGCAAGCAAUGGUGCUAAAAUUGUUUCAGUUGAUAUGCCACCAUUUAUGCAGAUCCAUGCUAUUGGUUGUGCUAGGAAGACUUGUGACAGUCUUGAAAAGUUCACCUCCAAGACCCUUGCACUGACUCUCAAGAAGGAGUUUGAUGGGAUUUACGGGCCGGCUUGGCACUGCAUUGUGGGGACAAGUUUUGGAUCUUUUGUGACACAUUCUGUUGGGGGGUUUCUAUAUUUCUCCAUGGAUCAAAAGUUGUACAUCCUGUUGUUCAAGACUACAGUACAAAGGGCAGAUUAA